AUGGACCUCAUGCCAUCCGAUCUUCAGACACUCUUGAAGGCGAAGCCGAUUGAGAGCGAAUUUGUUCAGUUUUUCCUAUACCAGAUGAUGCGCGGCCUGAAGUAUAUUCAUUCGGCUGGUGUGGUUCACCGUGACCUUGCGCCAUGGAACAUUUUGAUCAAUGAAAAUUGCGACGUCAAGAUUUGCGAUUUUGGGCUGGCGCGAGUUCAAGAACCCCACAUGACGGGCAACGUUCCAACCAGCUGUUACCGGGCCCCGGAGAUCAUCCUUGCGUGGCAAAGCUAUGACGAACAGGUUGACAUUUGGAGUGCAGGGUGCAUCUUUGCCGAAAUGCUGCGAGGGAAACCGCUUUUUCCUGGGCAGGGCCAUGCCCACCAGUUUUGUGUUAUCACAGAAGUGCUUGGCACACCCCCCAGAGAUGUCAUAGCCAAGAUAACCACCCCGAAUACACUGAGUUUCAUCGAGUCGCUUCCGAAGCGUGAGGCCAAGCCGCUGUCGGAUUUUCUUCCAAGUGCUGGUCUCAAAGCAAUCGACCUCCUUGAAAGGACAUUGGUUUUUGAUCCGCACGGGCGUAUCUCCGCUUCCGAGGCUCUAGCCUCUCCGUAUCUUGCGCCUUAUCAUGACCCCACAGAUGAACCGGUCGCUGAAGAAACAUUCGAUUGGACCUUCAAUGAAUUGGAUCUCUCAGACGAUGCGUGGAAAUCUGAAUUGUACGCCGAUGUCCUAGAAUACUAUGAGAAAAAGGAACUCCAGGAGUCUGCCGGGAAAAACAAUGACAAGAAGUCAACGCCACCCCUGGCCCAGGAGUAUUCCGCAGCUCAAACGUGGAUGGUGAUUUGUAUUGAAAAGACUGUUCAGCGCGUGUCGCCGUCGUUCCAUGUUGGAUAUCAGCGGCAUUCAGCCCGGUUCAGCUACGACUGGAGAGUGUUGGUCAUUAUGACCAACCAACUUGAACAUUAUGAAUCUCUCAAGCGCGAUAUCUAUCCAAAGUUUUACCUUGAGGUGGCCAAAAUUGUCGACCAAGCCCUCGGAACAUAUCUCAAGUCUUUCCCUGUCGUCACCCACCUCCGCCACAAUCUUAGGAAAUAUAGCCACGCCACCUUCCACAUUCUCGUUCGAGGAUCACACACUUGGAUAUUUAAAUGGGACAGCUCGCUGCAAGAGAUUGGAUUUGUUGGGGGAGCAUUCGACAACGGCGUGGCUAUACAGGCUGAGGUGUCGAAUGAGGCGACAAAUUUGAACACAGACAACCAAUUCGAGCAACCUACAGACCCAUCAAUCUCUUCUUGUGGCUUCUUUAUUGAUGAGACCCAGAUAUCACUUGGAAAUGAUACUGGCACAUACGCGUAUCCCACACAAGCCGUCGCCGAUGAACUCGUCGAAAGAUACUUCAAAAGUUACGCAUCCUCCCUUCCUAUUGUUGGCAACGAGAUAUUCCUCGGCCAAUGUCGGUCUUUCUAUUCGAACGAUACAGCCCGGGAAUAA
Molecule: messenger RNA, 1485 nt
Organism: Penicillium arizonense
Lineage: Eukaryota; Fungi; Ascomycota; Eurotiomycetes; Eurotiales; Aspergillaceae
Exons: 8
Coding region: 1-1485 (494 amino acids)
Biological process (GO): osmosensory signaling pathway; stress-activated MAPK cascade; cellular response to oxidative stress
Cellular component (GO): nucleus; cytoplasm
Molecular function (GO): protein serine/threonine kinase activity; ATP binding; protein tyrosine kinase activity
Source: RefSeq, a predicted model, not a curated record